Vicia villosa (hairy vetch) is the source of this 886-nucleotide messenger RNA. Its product is annotated as organelle RRM domain-containing protein 6, chloroplastic-like. The transcript has 4 exons. Gene Ontology annotation, cellular component: spliceosomal complex. Gene Ontology annotation, molecular function: RNA binding. Lineage: Eukaryota; Viridiplantae; Streptophyta; Magnoliopsida; Fabales; Fabaceae. The record is from RefSeq and is a predicted model, not a curated record. The coding region runs from base 101 to 367 and encodes 88 amino acids. Gene Ontology annotation, biological process: positive regulation of mRNA splicing, via spliceosome.
UGCCUUCACAAAUAUUCUAGCCUUAACUCCCAACGGCUAACCCUAGUACUUGUCUUCGUGCAAACGAUCAAGCUACACCAGAAUCUGGAAUUUAACAACCAUGUCUCAAAGAAUCGGAACAAAGCUAUUUGUCAGCAGACUAUCAUUCUACACUACAAACGACCAGUUCGUGAAAUUGUUCUCACCAUUCGGAGCACUUAAAGAAGCUUCACUUGUGGUAGACCCAAAAACCAAAAGAACUAAAGGUUUUGGUUUUGUCUCCUAUGAGUCUGAAAUUGAAGCAGAAAAGGCUAUGAAAGCUUUAAAUGGAAGGAUAGUUGAUGGAAGGCUAAUUUUUGUUGAACCUGCAAAAUUGAAGGAUUCUUGAUACGUGAUUUCUUUCCACUCUCAAAUCUUGUGUAUUUCUGAUCAUUUUUAGAUAUCAAAUCAUGCUUGAUCAAAGUGUAUAGCUUUAUGUUCUUGCUUAAAGCAACUCCGGAAUUUACCGACUGUUUCUGUAUGAGAAAAUUUCAUAAUAUGAUAUUGACAAACAGAUUGAAGCAUUUUGGGCUGCAUAAUUUAGGGAUCAAAGUUGUUAAAAUCAUUGUUCAUAUUUCAACUGCAAAUGAAGCAACUCUUUCUUAAGGUAAACAAUUACAUUCAAGAAAGAUUGUGAGCUUAUUUGGGUUAUAAUCUAUCCAAAUUUCAUAGUUUACAUUCAUAGACUGCCUUGAAAGGUUAUGAGCUACAUGAAUUCGAACAUAUCCAUAAACAAAUUCAUGUGUGGACACAAACUUUCUUUAUGCCCAUCCCCUAUAGAUCUAUGUAACUACAUCUAGCAAUACAUGUACGCAUAUCUCUAUAUCUCUGUUGACAUAUUCACAUUAUUUAUUGUUAUAACUUAUGU